This is a messenger RNA of Cutaneotrichosporon cavernicola, 2142 nucleotides long. RefSeq lists its product as uncharacterized. Lineage: Eukaryota; Fungi; Basidiomycota; Tremellomycetes; Trichosporonales; Trichosporonaceae. Bases 1 to 2142 code for a protein of 713 amino acids. The transcript is spliced from 2 exons. The record is from RefSeq and is a predicted model, not a curated record.
AUGCCUCCAAGUAGUCGCAUCAGCUCUCGUCGCGGGGGUGUGGAAGCGCAAUCCAUCGGCCUCGAGGACGAGCUCAGCUUUGGCUCGGACGAAGACCUCAUCGAGACCAUCGGCGAGAUCCGAGUUCCAGACGAGACCCACGACUCGCGGUCCAUCGCCUCGGUGUCGUCGUCCGCUAGCAAUCCAAGGCUCCCAGAAGCAAAGGCCAGCCGCACAUUUGGUCGCGGCCGCAAAGACCGCAGCGGCUCCAGCACCUCCAAGGCGUCGCUUGCAAGUACCACCCACCUACUCCCACCUCUGCCGCCCGUGCCUGCGGGCUCUACCCUCGACCUGCCUGCCAACAUGUUCACCGAGCGCGAGAAGCCUGGCAGCAAACGCGGAUCCAUCAUGGGCGCGUUCAAGUCGAAGAGCAAGGGCCUGCGCAGCAAGUUCCGAGACGACCAGAGCAGCACGCGCAGCAGCAGCCUUGCCACGGACUCGCAGAGUAUACGCUCAAACCUGAGCUUGAGCAAAAUCGGGUCCAAUGCCUCUUCACGACCGUCGGUUUCAUCGUCUUUUGCCCACACACCAACUGGUGGGCCAUCCCCGAGCUCAACCGUGCCUCACUUGGGUCCGCUCACGUUUGACCCGUCGUCGGACCCUGGUUUCCAUUCUGAGCUCAAGCAGCCUCCUGCCGGACACAACCUCACUUUGCACAAUUCGGUACGCAACGCGGACACGUCGGGGUCGCGGACCACUACGCCCUCGCCAGCAAGCAGCGUUGGCCAAAAGGCUUGGAGUCCCAAGGAGGUCUCGAGCCCCAUCUUACCCCGCUUCCCCGCGACACUUGGGUCACUCGAGCCCAUCACCGUGUUCAGUGCUGAGGCAUCCAAGCGGCCCUCAUCGACAUCCCGCACGCCGUUCCCGAACCGCUGGACGCCAUGUACCUUGGUGUUCACGCAGUUCAAGGUGUCGCUGAACGGAGAGGACUCGAACCCUGGAGACGACGAGCGUACUGUCGCACACGUCCACGUCUACUCCAAGUCGGCGCAGGCUAUCAACGGUAUGGGGAGUAUGGGGUCUGUCGGAUCUGCUGUCCGCCGCUCGAGGUCUACCGCUGGGUUCAACACCGACUCUGCGGGUGGGCGCAUCGAGGUUGAGCGGCGCUGGCUCUCACGAUCGACGACGGCGUCAGUGUACGACGAUGCCCCCAACGCGGACGGACGAUCGGUGGUGAUGCGUAUCCUCUGGGGCGACGACGAUCGUUCCAAGACGUCGGAGUGGGUUGUCGAGAUGAAGGACGCGCGGCAGUUGCACGAGUGGAUCCGCCAAAUUAAGAAGACGGCCAUCAUGAUCAACGCCGAGGAGCUGGGGUACGGACAUGCUAUCCGCACGGCGUUCGAGACGAGGGGCGUAUCGGCCGACGAGUUGGCGCUACAGCUGAGCAGUCAGGCAAGGGCUGUAGCAGAUGGGUUGCCAGGCGUUCAACAUUCGCCAACAGCAGGGUCCACCGGCGCAGCGAGUCAGGAGGAGCGCCGGCGCCCAUCCCUUGAUGCAACGCAGGGGGCGUCACUUGUACGCUGUCACUCGGCCGGUGAGGUUGACAAGCCCAAUGGGUCUUCUGGCCUUGCGCACCGUAGCACGGGAUCCAACGAGAAGAUGGGCCCUUCACAGGUCGCUGUGGUCGACUGGUUUGGCGACGCGAAUGGCAACACCAACGGCGGUCCUAGAUCAAAGAACCUCAGUGGUGUCUUUGACGGGCUCAACCUUGGUCUCGCGUUCCCCACGCCUCCAUCCGACCUUCCUCCUCCCCGUCCGCUGCGGAAAACCCAGCUGGCUCCCCCUCCUACAGCUCCUCCUCCUGCCAUACCGCAUAUCAACCGCGUGGCAGCCGACGACGACUCUGACGUGCUCCCGGCCCCAAGUCCGACUGUUCCACACAUGAGAACGGACCACCAUUUCCGUAAGCCGGAAAGCGUGCACAGCGAGGCGCCGAGUCAGACGUCGAGCACGAGUCACUUGCGGCGCCUGCGGGGCAAGCCACAGGUUGUGGAUGUUAUGGCAGAGUUUAGCGCCAUCGAAGCCGAGAACAUGCCGCCAGAGGAGGACGAAGAGCCGAUCCGCGAGGACCGGUCUCGUCGUAUCCGCUUUGCAGAGGCCUAG